This is a messenger RNA of Aethalodelphis obliquidens (Pacific white-sided dolphin), 3399 nucleotides long. RefSeq names its product atonal bHLH transcription factor 8 (gene ATOH8). The transcript has 3 exons. NCBI's taxonomy places the organism in Eukaryota, Metazoa, Chordata, Mammalia, Artiodactyla, Delphinidae. Gene Ontology annotation, biological process: anatomical structure morphogenesis; positive regulation of transcription by RNA polymerase II. Gene Ontology annotation, cellular component: nucleus. The coding region runs from base 449 to 1402 and encodes 317 amino acids. Gene Ontology annotation, molecular function: protein dimerization activity; DNA-binding transcription factor activity; E-box binding. The record is from RefSeq and is a predicted model, not a curated record.
AAAUGCUUCCUGUUUCUUUAAAGGCGCUCGCGGCUCGGGCGGCCGGGGCUGGGGAGGCUGCGGCGGGAGCUGCCUCCUCUCCGGGCGGCGGCGCUGACUGAUCUCGCGAAUUGGGCUUCUGUGUAAACUGAGGCUAAACAAACACAGAUGGAGCGCAGCGGGCGUUCUCCAGAAAUGCUGGCACGGCGGCAGCGACUUCAGAUGACACUCUGAGCGCUCCGGGAACGGACAGCCUGGCGGCUUCGCGGAGCCGGCGGCGCAGCUGCCCCGGACGAGGGGGAGAAAGGGAGGAGGGAGGGAGGGAGCGAGCAGGGGGAGAGCUGGAGACUCCGAGGCGCUGAGCGCCGCGGCCGCCCGGGCAGAGCCGGCGCGCAGCGUGUAGAGCGAGCGCGGCGGGCGCGCUUCCCGGGCAGCCCCACGCCCCUGCCUUGCGCGCUCUGCCCGCGCCAUGAAGCACAUCCCGGUUCUCGAGGACGGGCCGUGGAAGACCGUGUGUGUGAAGGAGCUGAACGGCCUCAAGAAGCUCAAGAGGAAAGGCAAGGAGCCGGCGCGGCGCGCGAACGGCUAUAAAACUUUCCGAUUGGACUUGGAAGCGCCCGAGCACGGCGCCGCCGCCACCGACGGGCUGCGGGACAGGACCCAGCGGCUGCAGCCGGUCCCGGCCCCGGUGCCAGCCCGGGUGGCGCCGGCCGUUCCUUCAGGUGGGGGCGCGGACACGGCCGGGGAGCGCAGGGGCGCCCGGGCUCCUGAGGUCUUGGACGCGCGGAAACGCGGCUUCGCCCUGGGCGCAGUGGGGCCGGGACUCCCCACGCCGCCGCCACCGCCGCCGCCUCCAGCGCCCCAGGGCCAGGUACCUGGGGGUCCCGAGGCACAGCCUUUCCGGGAGCCCGGCCUACGUCCCCGCAUCUUGCUGUGCGCACCGCCAGCACGCCCCACGCCGUCGGCGGCCCCUGCUCCCCCGGAGCCCUCAGUGCGCCCGGCUCCCCCCACGCGCCCUGGGGAAAGUUCUUACUCGUCAAUUUCACACGUAAUUUACAAUAACCACCCGGAUUCCUCCGCGUCGCCUAGGAAACGGCCAGGCGAAGCUACCGCCGCCUCCUCCGAGAUCAAAGCCCUGCAGCAGACCCGGAGGCUCCUGGCGAACGCCAGGGAGCGGACGAGGGUGCACACCAUCAGCGCAGCCUUCGAGGCGCUCAGGAAGCAGGUGCCAUGCUACUCAUAUGGGCAGAAGCUGUCCAAGCUGGCCAUCCUGAGGAUCGCCUGUAACUACAUCCUGUCCCUGGCGCGGCUGGCCGACCUGGACUACAGCGCCGACCACAGCAACCUCAGCUUCUCCGAGUGUGUGCAGCGCUGCACCCGCACCCUGCAGGCCGAGGGCCGUGCCAAGAAGCGCAAGAUCUGAAAGUUGCUCACAGAGACUGUUGGGACCCCAGUGCAGUGCACCCGGAGAAUCCUGAUACUCCCUGACGUUCUUAGAGCCUGGAUCCCACGCCAGGCGUGGUGCUGGGUGCUUAGUACUUCUGACAGAUCACCCCGUUGACUCCUCCCGCCACCCCUUCAAGGUGGAUCCUGACGUUGUCCCAGGAACAGUGAAUCUUAGGCUCAGAGGCCCGAGGAACUGGCCAGUAGGAGAGGUGCCCGGGGCUCCUAUCACUUCCCUGUCCCGCCCCCCGCAUGGAAAUGGGGUGGUGAGAGGAGGUCCUGUUUCCACAUCCUCCGAGCCAUGUUACUGAGUUAAAUACCAUGUGCUUUCAAAACCCAUGGAGUCCGUCUAUGCUGGGAAAGAAGGGGGGUGGGUGGGAAACCACCAUUAAAUUCCCUUCUUGUCAUAAAAAUGGAUGCAAUUUAUUUUUUCUGGCAUUCCAAUUACAUAGACGUUUGUCGCCAGCUGUUUGUUCUAACACGGAGUGUUCUCUCAGCUGCCGUUUCUCCUCUCUCGGUUGACACCAUUAGUCCACACGGCUGGCAGGGACUGGGAUGGAGGGGUCGUGGGCUGGGGAGCCCCCCAGGUUAGCUUCCUUGGAACGCAGAACUUGGCCCCUCUGCUGUUCGCCGGGUGGUCCCGAGGUGGGGGAGAGACUGGGGCACUGCUUUUCCCUCUCCUUUCACACUGUCUUCACCUCUUCCUCCUCUCCCCCGCUGACACGCACUCACAGACCCCACCCUUCUCCCCACCAUGCUGUGUAUGAAUGAAAACUUGGGUCUCGGACAGUGAGAAAGAACCAACCUCUCCUGCUCAGAAAGUCAGAGACGUGCAAAGUCCCCUCUGAUGCUCUAACCUCCAGGGCAUCUCUUCGAGCCAGGGUGCCCCUCUGGAAACCCCUUCAGAGGCUCGGUGGUCCAGGAUGCUACAGGUGGGUGUUGAGCUGAGAGAACCCUACAGUUCCUUUCAGUUCUCUCUGGUGCUGUCAUUUAACUUUAAGGCACAUACAACAGGGAGACCCUUGGCAAGACCACGAAGUAGGGGAAGUGUAGGCUUUGGCGCUGGAGACCUGGGUUUGAAUCACGGCACUGGAACUUCCUACCCAUGUGACCUUGGGUGUGUUACCUAACUUCUCUGAUCCCCCGUUCUCUCGUGUGUAAAGUGUGAGCUUAUAAACCUUCCUCGCCACCUUGCUGGAAGGAUUAAAGGAGAUCCCGUAUGAGACAGGGCUGGCCUUUUCUCAGUGCCAGAAGGGAAAUCUCAGGAAUUUACAGCCACAAGGUAACAACUUCAUAUGGAAUCCCAGGAAGGAUCAUCUCAGCAAAGGGCAGUGCCUGGAAUGGAUGAAUGACCAGACAAAGGGCAGAUAAGGGCAAAUAAUUCUGAAUGGGGGACUCCUGUUUGUCCGGCGUUCGGGGCAAACCCCCUGGCCCUGCAUCCUUAAAGGGGGGCGAGCACCUAGCCAGCCCAGAAAUCCCUGGGCUUUCAAAGUUCACGGAUUCAUACCAAAGAACAUGCAUAACGUGUGGUUGUACGUGGUAAUAAUGCUAAUAAACAGACUCUCACCAACAGUCGCGCUGACCGAACAGGGGGUGCCCGUUGCGUGCCGAGCACCUCCCAUACUUUAUCUCUACCCUUUAUGCUGACCCCACAAGUUAGCACCACUUCCCCAUUGCACGGAGGGGAAACUGAGGCCAAGAGAAGGGCAGUAGCUUGCCCAAGGCCAUGCAGCGAGGAAGUGGUGGAGCUGCUUUGAGCCCGUGUCUCUUUGGUUCCAAACUCCGAGCUCUUCAGCCGCGCCCGGGCCCUGAAGCUCACAUACCGCCCAGCAGGGUGGCCUGAGCCCGGAGACCCCCAGCAAAUGCGGGUGCAGGGCCUUGUCAGGAGCAGCAGCUCUUAUGUAAGCAGCCAGGCUGUGGCGCUUGCAGGCUCCAUUGAGCCGCGGGGAGCCCACAGACCGCUGGGGGUGGCAAGGG